AUGCCUCGUCCUGCUCCCAAGCGAAACAGAUUGACAAAAGGCACCAAGGUCGCCAAAUCCGAAUCCACGAAUCAACCCGACCAGACCGACUCCAAUGCCGCCAAAUCACCACCCGCAGAGAGCGCGUCCGAGGACCCUCGACGCACCCUCCGAAGCCAGACACCACUGACCCAGCGCAAUGAGCAUGCGAUCGAGUCCUCACCCAUUGGAGAACGGCCAGGCACUGGUAGCCGCCCCGGAACGGGCAGUCGACCCCCUACGCGAUCUCGUGGUUACUCGUCAACACUAUCCUUUGCGGGGCGCAAAGGUGACACAAGCUCGCGCGUUCCUGAUACGCCUGGUUUCGAAAACUCCGUUCUCAAGAACUUCCGGCGUCGCCCACGACAGCAGAGUAUCUUGCAAAUGAUGCAAGGAGAGGAUGAUUCACUAGAGUUGGACGACGAUGAUUUUCUGGGCGGGCUCAGUCCCGAAGAUGAAUCUACACCAUUACACCUUUCUCGAGGCAAAUCGCUUCUGAUACAACAAGACGACCAGUCACAAUCGCCUUCCAAGCAAUCGCCUUCCGAAUCUAUACCCUCAUCCGGUGGAUCGCGCAAGCGCAAGCGCUCGGAUCAAAUCCAAGUGCCCCAGUCGCCUUCCGUGGUAAUCACGAAUAGCAUCGUGCAAACCAUCGAGGAUACCCCUAAUUCAACACCUGCUCUUCCCGAACCGACUCCCGAUGUACCCGACGAUACCCCUCGACCCCUACGAUUUGCUGAGAUCUUGAGCCAAACGAUGCUCAGUCCUAUGAGCUCCAUCGCCACGGGCCCUGGGUCUCCAGGCAUCAUUCCCCAGCCCGCACUCGCAAGCAAGAAAUUCAGAGAUCCCGCUCAUAUGUCUACCGCCGUAUUACAAGAACGACUCCUCCCACGGCGACGACAGCGCCCGCGUAGAGGCCGGCCAGUGGAUCAGUUUGAUCUUCCCAGCGACGAGAGUGACGAUGAGGACGAGCUGAGCUAUCUGCCCGCCCGACGAUCUAGGCGGAGCGGGACUUCGAGCAAACCCGAACCUCUAAGCAAUGCCCGGGAUAAGUCCAAACUCAACAAUCAAAAGCAAAGAAAAAGUCGGUCCAAGUCUGCUCCAGCCGCAAAAUCUACGGACGCGCAAAAGUCGACAAGACGCUCGCGGUCACGCAGAAGUGGAGAUAUCGACAAGGAGAAUGAGCAAAACCUGUCCUCACCACCAUCCUCACCUUUAUCCUCUCCGCCCGAUUCAGAUGCGUCCGAGUCUGAAGCCGAAGUACAACCGCGUCGCGUCAUGAGCGCAGAAUUGCGCGCUGCGGCGGCAAAGUUUGCCGAGGUCGAUAAAUGGGAAAUGGAGUUUGAAGAUGUUUCUGCAUCCGAAGUAUAA
This is a messenger RNA of Penicillium brasilianum, 1389 nucleotides long. Lineage: Eukaryota; Fungi; Ascomycota; Eurotiomycetes; Eurotiales; Aspergillaceae. The record is from the annotation of a GenBank genome assembly.